Musca domestica (house fly) is the source of this 1573-nucleotide messenger RNA. RefSeq names its product zinc finger protein 30. Gene Ontology annotation, biological process: regulation of DNA-templated transcription. Gene Ontology annotation, molecular function: DNA-binding transcription factor activity, RNA polymerase II-specific; zinc ion binding; RNA polymerase II cis-regulatory region sequence-specific DNA binding. Gene Ontology annotation, cellular component: nucleus. NCBI's taxonomy places the organism in Eukaryota, Metazoa, Arthropoda, Insecta, Diptera, Muscidae. Bases 146 to 1450 code for a protein of 434 amino acids. The transcript has 5 exons. The record is from RefSeq and is a predicted model, not a curated record.
CCUACAUUCCGACUCGAACUUCAAACCCCUAUUUCUUUUGACGAGUUGUGAUUCCAUGUCCUUUGAUUUGGAUAUUGAUUAACGCAAUAAAACAACUGUAAGAUUAUAUCUAUAAAAGCCAUCUCAACCAUUUCCUGCAAGAGUAAUGGAAGAACAGCAAAUAUGCCGGAUCUGCAUGCGAAGCUAUAUGCUGUUGGACUGGAAUAAUCUGUUGUUUCCCCUGAGUGACAGUAAGAUAUCUUACAAGGACUGUUAUUACAAAUAUACCCAGAUCGAGGUGAAAGAUACAUUGCCCCAAUUCUUGUGUAAGCAAUGCUCCACUGAUUUGAAAAAUGUCCAUCUCUUCAUUGAAAAGGCUCUUGAGGCAGAACAAAUUUUUCAACAAAGCAUUCAACAGUUUGAAAAUGAACACUUACCGCUUGGGAUUGAAGAUAUAAAAAUUGAACAUUCUUUUAUAAAGGGUCAGAAUCAGGAAGACAAUGCUGAUGAAAAGUUGAAAAAUGGAUCUGUAGAAGAAAUUACGGCCGAUUAUGCUGAUGAUAUAAACGAGUUUGAGUUGAUAGAGGAAGACGAUGUACAUAUUGAAGAUACACAAUGUCUAGGUAAUGAAGAACAAGAAGAACAAACGGACAUAAUAAUUGAAGAUAACUCUGGCGAAGACGAAGAAAAUGAAACAGAUAUUGAAAAAGAUCUUGUUGAAUGUGAUAAGGAUCCCAUUGGAGAAGAGGGAGCUGCUGACAAUAACUAUGAGUCUGAAACGAAUGGAAAUAAUGAUAAAGUUACUAAACCAAAAAAGAGGAUAUACACUCCCGCCAUGUGCUCCUACUGCUCGAAAAUUCUUCGCGAUGUCCACUAUUUGAAGCGACACGAGCAAACACACAAAGAAUGUCGAGAGCGAAUAGUAGAAUGUCCAAAAUGUGGCUUUAAAACCUAUAACAAUCGAACGCUACGCAUGCACAUGGAGUGUCACGAUGAAAAUCGGGAAAAGAAAUACAAAUGUGAAUUUUGUGAUAAGUCGUUUUUUCAUCGUGGUUCCUGUAAUGUGCAUCGUAGAAUACAUUUGGGUAAGACUGUCAAAUGUUCGAUAUGCUCCAAAGAAUUUCCACGCCAAGUUGAUCUUGACGUUCAUAUGAAAUGUCAUUCCAACACACCAAUAUAUUUUAAGCCCAAAAGUAGAUUCAUUGUUCAUUGUAAAUAUUGUGGUAAAGAUAUCAAUGGUCGAAUGUAUUAUGAACAUCGAGCUAAGCAUUUGAACCAACCGCUAAUACGUUGUACUCUCUGCGAAAAGGAUUUCUUCAGUCGACAGACCUGCUCACUCCACAUGACCAGAACACACAAACGAACGAAGGGCAAUUAUGAUGACAUAGCCAUGUACUAUGAAAAGUAUCGUAUGCGUUUGUCACACAAAUUUAUACUACAACAGGAGAAAGUAACACCCAAAACGGAGUAGAAUUAAUUAAUUAAUUGUAUAUUAAUAAUUUGUUAUGAUGUAAUCUUUAAUUUUACAUAAAAGAAAUUCUAUUUCAUAUAUAGGUAUGCAAUACAGAAUUCACAAAUAAACUGUUUUAAUGAG